Tarenaya hassleriana is the source of this 1542-nucleotide messenger RNA. RefSeq names its product protein trichome birefringence-like 32. Lineage: Eukaryota; Viridiplantae; Streptophyta; Magnoliopsida; Brassicales; Cleomaceae. The record is from RefSeq and is a predicted model, not a curated record. Gene Ontology annotation, cellular component: Golgi apparatus. The transcript is spliced from 5 exons. Gene Ontology annotation, molecular function: O-acetyltransferase activity. The coding region runs from base 51 to 1346 and encodes 431 amino acids.
UAGAAAGAGAGAGAGAGAGAGAGAGAGAGAGAGAGAGAGAGAGAGAGAAAAUGAAGUCUCCAUCAUCGUCGCCAUCGUCUUCUUCCUCUCUCCCUAGAAAACGUCGUCUCCCUCACUUCGUCUUCACCGUACUCGCCUUCGUCCUACUCGCUUCCAUGAUCUACGGCCACGAUUUCGUCUCCUUGUCCCGUAAAACCCACCAAAACCCGAUCCUCGAUGAACUCGGAACCCGUAGUAAGGCGGAAGAGCCACCGCCGAAGUCGCCGGAGAUACCUUUUGCGGUUGGGAAGGCGCUGGGCGAAUGCGAGUAUUUCAAAGGGAGAUGGGUCAAGGACGAGUCGACCAGGCCGCUUUACCGGGAAUCGGAGUGUCCGUACAUACAACCGCAGCUCACGUGCCGGGCACAUGGUCGGCCCGACAGCGACUACCAGUCUUGGAGAUGGCAGCCUGAUUCUUGCUCGCUCCCAUCGUUCAACGCGACAAUGAUGCUGGAGAGCUUGAGAGGAAAGAGGAUGAUGUUCGUCGGGGACUCUUUGAACCGAGGAAUGUACAAUUCUCUGAUCUGUCUUCUUCAUUCGAACAUUCCUGAACAUGCAAAAUCCAUGGAAACCCAUGGUUCUCUCACUGUCUUCUCCAUCAAGGAAUACAAUGCCUCAAUGGAAUUCUACUGGGCGCCAUUUCUUCUCGAAUCGAAUGCAGACAAUGCCGCCGUCCACAGAAUCUCAGACCGGAUUGUGAGAAAGGGUUCGAUCAACAAGCAUGGUAAACAUUGGAGAGGAGCUGAUAUCGUCGUGUUCAACACCUAUCUAUGGUGGAUGACUGGAUUCAAGAUGAAGAUCUUGGAAUCAGGUUCAUUCGAGGACGAGAACAAGAGAAUCCGUGAGAUGGAGACUGAGGAUGCAUAUCGGAUGGCGAUGAAGAGUAUAGUCAAAUGGGUGAAGAAGAAUAUGGAUCCAUCGAUGACCAGGGUGUUCUUCACUACCAUGUCCCCUACUCAUUACAAGAGCGAGGAUUGGGGAGGCGGAAGAGGUCAGAACUGCUACAACCAAACAACUCCUAUUCAAGAUCAGGCUCAUUGGCCAUCAGAUUGCAGCAAAAGUGUAAUGAGAGUGAUAGGAGAAGUCUUAGGCCGGAGAAAGGAUUUCCCGAUCACCGUCCUUAACAUCACUCAGCUUUCGGGCUACCGAAAAGACGCUCACACGUCGACAUACAAGAAGCAGUGGAGCCCUUUAACGAAAGAGCAGCUCGCCAACCCGGUAAGCUAUGCAGAUUGUAUACAUUGGUGCUUGCCUGGUCUUCAAGAUACUUGGAACGAGCUCCUCUUUGCCAAACUCUUUUACCCUUGAUUCUUCCUUUUCACCGUGACUACUGACUAGAAUUUUAUACUUAGAUCCAGAUUUUUUAGUCUGUCAUUGUAAAUGCUGGUUUCUUAGGAAUAUAUGUUACAUUGUAACCGGCCAAAUUACAUUGUAACCGGCCAAAGGAAAAAUGACAGCUUCUUACAUAGAUAAACACCAUGAUUCUUGGGAUUCAUUUUACUUU